AUGGAAAACUCAGCAUUUGAAAUGCAUGAGGAUGCCUUCUCCUCUGCCCCAUCUCGGGAUAAGGUGAUUGCCUCUUCUGGCCUGGAAAAGAAGAGUCAUUGGUCUCUAAUGAAGAUCUUCUUGGUUUGUCUCCUGGCCUGUAUUAUUACCACAUUGAUAGGUGUGCUGAUUCUCUCCUUGGUUUAUGUUUCCAACUUCCGACCCCGUGCAGACUCUCACUUCCAGCCUGAAAACGACCUUCCAAAGCCACCAGAGACUCUCCCUGACUCAAAGAAUGAAAAUCCUGUCGACUUUAAAUUCCAAUUUCUUAAUCACUUGCAUAAAUCCAAGGUAUUUGAGUUCCCAGGUGGUGCCAUCCAAUGGGCACGAUACCGGAAUAAUCUCAAGGACUACCUUAGCAUUGAAGAAGAGGCCUUUGGCACCAGCCUGAAUAGGCAGCAGUCACGCAUGACUUUUGGAACCUUGAGAAUAAAAAGCAAUGGCCUCCGUGCCCCACACUGGCACUUCAAUGCCAAUGAACAUGGCUACCUCGCACAGGGGACUGCUUGGAUUGGAGUAGUUGAUGAUGGAGGCAGUGUGGUCACCACAUACAAUGUCACAGCUGGUCAGAUCAUCUUCUUCCCUAAAAAUAUCCUGCACUGGAUAAAGAAUGUGGGAAAUGAGGACUGCCUUUUCUUGCUCUUCUUCACCACUCAUGAUGAGCUUCAGACCCUGGAUGUUGAUGAUGUGUUUUUUUCUACACCAGAGGACAUCGCAUCCAGAUCCCUCAAGCCUCAAGGUGGAGUUGAUUUCAUUAGAACAUUCAAGAAACAAGAAGAGGACCAGGCUGUCAAUCUUCCGCCCAAUUUGGCUGAGCUGGUGAUGAAUGCCAGCUACAUACAGUCUCCAGACAGCCUGGUGUGGCGAUACUUUUAUGAUCUUAAAGGUUCAAAGGAAUUUCGAUUUCCAGGGGGAAUAAUCCAGUGGGCUCGAUAUCGAAAAAAUGGAAAUGGACUCAGUGACAAUGAGAAAAUUUUCAGCGAAUCCUUGAAUCAGCAUGAAAAUACCCUUACCCUGGGAACUCUCAGAAUUUACACCAAUGGCUUACGACAGCCUCAUUUUCACUUUAACGCUAAUGAAAUGGGAUAUGUCAUCAGUGGAUGUGGAAAGGUGGGAAUUAUUAGCUCCCAAGGGACUACCGAUUUUAACAUUGGUAUUGGAGAUGUAGUAUUUUUCCCUAUUGGAACCCAGCAUUACAUCAAGAGUACAUGUGAUGAGGAUUUGCUUUUCAUUCUCGCCUUCACCACUGGAAACCAGCUACAAACCCUGGACCUGGAUGACUAUAUCCAUGCGACAGCAGACCACAUCCUGGCCCAGCUUUUCUUUAAAAAGCAAAGCGAGUUUAAGAAGAUCCCCAAAUUCACUGAGGACCAAGCCAUCAAUUUGCCUUAG
Messenger RNA from Gracilinanus agilis (Agile Gracile Mouse Opossum), 1431 nucleotides. RefSeq lists its product as uncharacterized. The record is from RefSeq and is a predicted model, not a curated record. Lineage: Eukaryota; Metazoa; Chordata; Mammalia; Didelphimorphia; Didelphidae. Bases 1 to 1431 code for a protein of 476 amino acids. The transcript has 9 exons. Gene Ontology annotation, biological process: activation of protein kinase B activity. Gene Ontology annotation, cellular component: plasma membrane; Golgi apparatus.